Messenger RNA from Onthophagus taurus, 1192 nucleotides. Its product is annotated as pyrroline-5-carboxylate reductase 3-like. Gene Ontology annotation, biological process: L-proline biosynthetic process. Gene Ontology annotation, molecular function: pyrroline-5-carboxylate reductase activity. The record is from RefSeq and is a predicted model, not a curated record. Lineage: Eukaryota; Metazoa; Arthropoda; Insecta; Coleoptera; Scarabaeidae.
AACAAAUUAACCACUUCCUUCAUAAACGGAAAAUAAAAAACAAAUAUUAACCGAACUACGUAUCAUUUUAUGUUGUAACACGUAUAAAUACGUAAUCAUCAUCAAGAAUUAAAACUUUAUUACUUUAACCACCAGUAACGUUUUAAAUUCUAAUCGAAAACUACGUAUUUGAGUUAAAAUCGCUUCGCUUUAAAAUUAUUUUUUAAAGUUUCAUAACCUCAAUUUAAAAAAUAAAUAAAUAAAAGAUGGGUGACUCCCUUAAUAAUUUAGCUGUGUUUAAAACGAUGAAAAUCGGUUUUAUCGGUGGAGGAAAUAUGGCACGAGCUAUUGCGGAAGGAAUUGUGCAAAAAGGACUCGCCCCAUACUCAAGCAUGUACGUUUCGGGGCCCCACGAAGAAAAUCUCAAAGAAUGGAAAACGAAAGGUGUUCAAAUCACCACCGAAAACGGGGUAGUCGUCGAGAAAUCCUCCCUUAUUUUUCUAGCGGUUAAACCACAUAUUUUACCCGCUGCUAUCGCUAACGUUUACGAUACAAUCUCAGAUUGGGAGUUGACUGACAAUAAAUUAUUUGUUUCCGUUUUGGCUGGUGUCAAAUUAGAAGCUUUAGAAAGUAUUUUAACAAGAUUAGAAGGUAGCCGAGUUAUUAGAGUAAUGCCAAACACCCCUAUGAUGGUUGGCGCUGGUUGUAGUGUUUAUUGCCCGGGUCAACAUGCAACAGAUCACGAUUCUUUCGUCGUUAAAACAAUUUUAGAAGUUUCUGGAUUAUGCCAAUUAGUUCCUGAAUCGAUGAUUGACGCAGUUGGUGCUUUAACCGGUUGUGGUCCGGCAUUUAUUUAUUUAAUAAUUGAAGCAAUGUCUGAUGGCGCCGUUAUGAUGGGAGUUCCCCGAAAUAUGGCAACCAAUUUUGCUGCACAAACCGUUCUUGGCGCGGCUAAAAUGGUUCAACAAACUGGAAAAUCCACGGGGGUUUUAAAAGAGGAAGUUUGUUCCCCGGGUGGGACAACAAUCACUGGGAUACAUGCUUUGGAAUCUGGGGGAGUUAGAGCUGCGAUUAUGAAUGCAAUAGAAGCUUCAACAAAAAAAUCUGAGGAGUUGGGAAGGAAGUAAAGACAAAUUUAGUUAAAAGAAACUCAAUAAUUAAUGAUGGAAACUUAUUAUAUUAUUAUUUUUGAAUAGAAUCUAAAUAUUCUUUA